Penicillium brasilianum is the source of this 1028-nucleotide messenger RNA. The record is from the annotation of a GenBank genome assembly. Lineage: Eukaryota; Fungi; Ascomycota; Eurotiomycetes; Eurotiales; Aspergillaceae.
CCAGCUGUCGUCAAGGCUCAAGCUGACCCGACUGCUUUCUCCUCCUUAAUCCCUCGGGUGCCGUUGCUUUCAAUUGAUCGACUGUGUCAACAUAAUUGCCAUCAAGAUGCGUUUCACCUCGUUCAUCACUCUCCUCCCUGCCCUGGCUCUGGCACAGGAGCAGGUGCCCCUCGCCGACCGCGUCCAGGGCUGGUUCAACAAGGCUAAGAACCUUGUUCCCACGGCUGUUCCAGUCGAUCCUAUCCAGAAGAUGGCCGAGAAGGUCUCGGAGAAGCGCGUCACCCCUGUGACCAUGCAGAACUGGCAGUCCAUCCUGGCUCCUGCCGAGGACGCUCAGGACUGGUACAUCUUCGUGACCGGUGGUAACAAGACUUGCUUCGGUCGCUGUGAUGUCGCCGAGAAGGCCUUCAAUGAAUCCGUCCUUCUCUUCUCUGCCGACCCGACUUCCCCCAACCUUGGUCUGCUGAACUGUGAGGAAGAGCGCGUUCUCUGCGCCACCUGGUCCGCCGGUGCCCCCUCCAUCUUCUACUUCGAACUGCCCCAGGCCCAGCCCGAGGGUCAAGAGCGUCUCCCCACUCCUCUCCACAUUGUCUACGUGAACACCACCACCGUCACCCCCGAGGAGCUGUACCAGGUUCACUCCAAGAAGACCUACGAGAAGGUCGAGGCCUACGAGGGUGCCAUGCACCCCACCGACGGCUGGCUCGCCCAGUACCAGCUGAACGUUCCCCUCGGCUACGCCAUCUGGGCGAUCGGUGCCAUCCCCAGCUGGACCUUCAUGAUUGCCAUCAGUUUCUUCAGCCGUACCGUCAUGGGCCGCCGUAUGGGUAACGUUGGCACGCAACCUCGUCGUCCUGCUCCCGCCGGAAGUGCGAACUAGAGGGUGUCACUUUUCUUUCUCAAUUAUACCAUGCUUCCUUACUUUUGGGUUGUAAAUAGUGGCUAUUGAUGGGUCCAAUGCAUUGGGUGAUCUUGUCCCCGUGUUUCCGCGGUUUGCUUUUGGUUUGUGGCUUUCUGGCUCUGGCUCC